AUGCAACAGGCUCUUUUCCUCAUUGCUAUAUUGUUCUGCAUCGGUGCAGCUUCAGCACAAAUAAGACCAAGAGGACGUGGAGGGAGCGUUAGCGGCGGCGGAAAUGGAGGAUAUGAAUAUCUAGAAUGCAAAGAUACUCACUCGUCCUGUCAAUCCGUUGAAGAUAUUUGCGUGAAGCAUCAAGAAUUCGCCGCAAAAAAUUGCAGUAAAACGUGUGGAUAUUGCGGAGGACGAGAGGAGUGGCAUACUUCCUCCACGAGCAAUGCAUCUGAAAUUAUGCAAGGAAUCUUUACUUCGAGCGAUUACUUUGACACUCUUCUGAAACUCAUCAUAUAUAUGAUAGACAGCGGCAUCGAUUACUUCGAUUUACCCGAUCAAGGUAAUCGAGCAAACGCUACUGAUGAGCAGUCAACGCAGCAGCCAAUGCUAGAGUGUGCAAUUGAUCAUCCGGAAUACUGCAUACAUUUAGACACAUCUGAUCAAGUGAACCGAGCAAACGCUACUGAUGAGCAGUCAACGCAGCAAUCAACGCAACUGUGA
Messenger RNA from Anisakis simplex (herring worm), 540 nucleotides. NCBI's taxonomy places the organism in Eukaryota, Metazoa, Nematoda, Chromadorea, Rhabditida, Anisakidae. The record is from the annotation of a GenBank genome assembly.